AUGGACAGCGCUUUAGCGUUGGAGAUCGAGCAGGUCUCGCGUCAGAAGGCGCUGGAGGAGGAAGCGCUCCGCGGCGAGUCGGCUGUGCGGCAGUUCUACGCGGGAACCACAGCGCUGAUCACUGGAGGCACGGGCUUCAUCGGGAAACAACUCAUAGAGAAGCUUCUAAGAUCGUGCGAUGUUAAGCGGAUUUACAUAUUGAUACGAUCGAAAAAGGGACUGUCUAUGGAAGAAAGGCUCCAGUUACAAUUUAAAGAUCCUGUAUACGACAAUUUACGGUCUCAACAACCAGAUUUCGCUCGGAAAGUGAUACCUGUCGAAGGUGACAUCUCAGAACUAGGCGUCGGCUUGAACGAUGAAGACAGGAUGAAGCUUGCGCAAGAGGCGAAUGUGAUAUUCCACGUGGCCGCCACGACCAGGUUCGAAGAGCCACUAAAGAAGGCCACAUUCAUUAACGUCAGAGGAACCAGGGAGAUCCUUGAAUUGGCCAAAUGCUGCAAAAAUCUAAGAUCCUUCGUACACGUGUCAACUGCGUUCUUCAAUGCAACAAAGAGCAGAAUAAAUCACACCAUCGAGGAGAAAUUCUAUGAAAGCCCUGUCCCUCCGGAAGUCAUGAUACAACUCGCGGAGACAGUUGAAGAAUGCAGACUCAACGCGAUCACUGCUGAUUUGAUAAGGGACUGGCCCAACACGUACUGCUUCACGAAGGCCAUAGCGGAGGAUGUCGUGCGUACAAUGGGCAAGGCUUUACCUGUGGCCAUAGUGAGGCCACCCAUAGGCAAGUAUUCAAGGUGUCUUCUUUCAGAAAUAGUUAAAGUCGAGACAUAUAAAUAUGUAGUAACUGGCCACAUGUAUAGUUUAACACCGGACCUCUUAUGUGACGAUCGAAGCAAUCCAUUAUAUUUUCCGUUUUCAGUUGUCUGCACGCUCAAUGAACCCACACCUGGAUGGGUGGAUAUGAGCUCGGUGAUUGGUCCCAGCGGGAUUAUUUUAGGCGUAGGCCUUGGCGUGACGCAUGUGGUUUUAAUGGGUGACAUAAUGAUAGCGAUAGCUCCUGUGGACUACGUCAACAACACUGUAUUGGCGACAGCGUGGGAAACCGACAAACGUUUUAAAAAUAAUGAAAAAGAGUCUAAGAUUUACAAUAUAAGCAACUCCAGAUGCACACUUGAGAAAAAUCUUUUGUGCGAUGUCCUGAAAAAUCCUAACACAAAACAGUACGCUACGCCGAAAGCCGUUUGGUACUGUUAUGGUUUUGAGACCGGAAGCGAUGUUGUAUUCUGGUUGUUAACAUGGCUGCUGCAUUACAUACCUGCGUAUGUAGCCGACUUCGUGUUUAAUGUGACCUCCAUGAAGCGUCCUGAGGGCAUAAAGUCAUUCGUUAAAAUGUAUGAAAAAAUAUACAAAAUGUCUAUGUUGUACGGCUAUUUCCUGAGGAACCAGUGGAAUUUUGUCGAUGACAACACUGUGGCCAUGUUGAACCAAAUGUCAAAAACUGACAGGAUAUUGUUCAAUUUUGACAUUUCGAAGAUCGAUUGGCCGCACUAUAUGCUGAUCUGGUGCAUCGGCUUGAGAAAGUUCAUCGUGAAAGACGGACUCAAAGACAGCGAGUAUGGAAUGAAGAAACAGAGAUGGCUGAAGAUAGCGCACAUUAGUUUUUAUACGCUGUUCUUUGGAGUCGUGUUUUCUUUGUUAUAUCUCGCCUGUAGAAUUUUUAUGUCUGUAAUUUGAAUACGAACGCCGCCGCGCCGCUCAGACACUUACGAAUUAACACUUGUACUUGGGUUUGUAGGUUUUAUAUGUUGCAUUAAUAUGUACUUUGUAAAUUCGAUGUGAUA
Messenger RNA from Bombyx mandarina (wild silkworm), 1838 nucleotides. Its product is annotated as fatty acyl-CoA reductase wat-like. Gene Ontology annotation, cellular component: peroxisome. Gene Ontology annotation, molecular function: alcohol-forming very long-chain fatty acyl-CoA reductase (NADP+) activity. Gene Ontology annotation, biological process: long-chain fatty-acyl-CoA metabolic process. NCBI's taxonomy places the organism in Eukaryota, Metazoa, Arthropoda, Insecta, Lepidoptera, Bombycidae. The record is from RefSeq and is a predicted model, not a curated record.